Molecule: messenger RNA, 1669 nt
Organism: Triplophysa rosa
Lineage: Eukaryota; Metazoa; Chordata; Actinopteri; Cypriniformes; Nemacheilidae
Product: NACHT, LRR and PYD domains-containing protein 1 homolog
Exons: 4
Coding region: 95-1669 (524 amino acids)
Cellular component (GO): cytoplasm
Source: RefSeq, a predicted model, not a curated record
GUGAAAGUGUUUUAACACCAUCCGUAAUUGUGACCGUUGCUUCAGUAGGCUGCCAAGACUAGCCUACAUCUUGAUGUAAAAUAAGGCAGAAUCAAUGGAGCCUCAUUUUGCUGGGGUUUCUAACGUCAGUAUCUCAGCACAGAAUGGCAGCAACAUUUCAGCGCCUGUGUUAUCAAACCUAAGGGUCACAGGAAACAUAAACAUAACGAAUUAUUUUACAGAAUCUGCAGCUGAAAUCACAGAUACGACCACAUUGAUCACAGAAUACAAGAAGUCUAUACUGUCCGAGUAUGCAUACUUGACAGAAUACACCUCUCGUGCUGGUGAACAGGUGCUGCUGAAUGAUCGUUACAUUGACCCGAUGAUUGUUCAGAGACACAAUGAAAGAGAAGAGAAAGAGCAGGAGAUGCGUUCAAGAGGGGAAAAGUUCUUCAGCUUCAGAACCAACCAGUGUACCAAAAACAUCAGCCUUGAUCGAUUUUUUAGUCCAGAAAGCGAGGCUCACAAAGACGUGCCGAGAGCUGUUAUUCUCCAGGGAGACUCUGGAAGCGGGAAAUCCAUCACAGCUCAGAAGAUCUUUCUCGACUGGGCCUCCGGAGAGCUUUACGCUGGACUCUUUGAUGUGGUGUUUUAUCUCAGAUGCCAAGAGCUCAAUAAUCUUUCCGGUGAGAUGAGUCUGGCGGAAAUCUGUGACUGCAGUUUAACUCCAAACGAGAUUGCUCAGAUCUUAAAGGACACAUCACGGAGAACCUUGUUCAUUGUCGAUGGCUUUGACGAACUCAUUUUGUCUGCGCCCAAAGACUCACUUCCACCAAAACCAGACAUCAAAGGCCGUCCGUCGACCAUCCUCUGCUCUCUUCUUAAAGGAAGGAUGAUGAGAGAUUCCUGUAUGCUGGUCACUACAAGGUCAGCAGCUGUGGAUAAUCUGCAGGGUGUUCUUAAAAAGCCUCAACGUUUCAUGGAGAUCUUGGGUUUCUCAGAGAAAGGAGUAAUUGAGUACUUCCAAAAGUUCUUUGAGGAUGAAGAGUUCUCCAAACAAGUUUACGAGCAGGUGAAAGUGCACGAGAUGCUUUACACCGUUUGCUUCAUUCCUGUCUUCUGCUGGAUCGUCUGCACAAUUUUUAAGAAGAAAGGGAAAGACGGCGUCAGAACGAGCGAGCUGACCACCACCACCUCUAUUUUUGUUGACUUCAUGUUCACAAUCUUGAAACAUCAUUGUAAUUUAGAUCGUGAGAAAGAGUUUGACCUCCUCAAGAGUCUGGGCCAGCUAGCAGAAACUGGAAUGCCGAAACGUCAAAUCCUGUUUCACAGAAGCAGUCUUCCGAAAGCAAUCUCAGAUGUUCCGAACAUUCCCUUUUUGUGCACGUUUCGCCAACAGGACAGAACAUUCCUCAAAGAGAUGUUUGGGUUUAUGCACCUCAGCUUUCAGGAAUUCUUCUGCGCUCUCUCCUACAUGUUAACAGACAAAUCACGAGUGAAAAUAACAGUUAAGGAACUUCUUGAAUCAGCUGGCAAUGGGAGGUGCAACAACCAUCUCUUACCUGUAAUCCGGUUCCUCUUUGGUCUCUCCAACAAGAAGGUGAGCCGUCUUUUCAUGGGGAACAACAGCGGUCGACAUCUACCUUCAUUCGGGCGCAGCUGGAGAAGUGGAUCAGCAGAGUGUUACUGA